GAUUGGAUCAACCACCUCCAUCUUGGGAAGUUGUGAGAACUCCUAUUUUUGAUAUGAAGCCUACUUUGCAUCCAGUGGGCACACCCAAGUUCAACUUGAAAAAAGCUGCUCUUGGUGUGAGAAAAACUCCACCGACCAAUAAGAAAAGGAAAUCUCCAAAAGCAACGAAAGCAAGAGCCCAAUGGAAUUUGGGGCUUGAGAAAUCUCUGAUCGAUAUACUUCAUGAGCAUAAUAAUGACUAUUACAGAGCACAAAAUGGAUGGAGUGGGGACACUUGGAAUCGAAUGACGCAAAUAUUCCAGGAACGUAAUCCGCAGGUGAACUUCGUCAAAUCCCAGCUACAAGAUAAAGAAAAAGAACUCAAGAGAGAAUACAAGAUGCUCAAGGAAGCUCGGAUGCAAAGUGGCGCUGGUUGGGAUGAGAAGACCUGCAUGAUAGUUGCUGAGAAGGCUUUGUGGGAUAACCUAGAAAUCUCCUUUCCAAGAAUUGGGAAAUUCAAGAGAAAUGGCUUUCCUAUGUAUGAUUCUCUUGGAGAUCUAUAUGAUGGCCAAAUAGCUGAGGGGAAUCACAAUUUCACUUCAAGCUCUAAGGCAUCUCAACUUGAUAAAGAGUUAGAAGAUGAGAGAGUGCAAGAAGCUGGGUCUGAAUUUGAUGAGGACCUGCAAAUUCUGGAUGAAGACCCUACUGAAAAGAAAGAUGAGGGCGCUAGAAGUUCAGCCAGCCGAGUGAAUGUUGGUGAAAGAAUGGAGAAGAAGGCAACUGGUGUACCAAAGAAAAUUCCUCCAAAGGAAUUAAAGAAGCCUAUUAAAAGCGAUGAAAUGGUGCAAGUAGUAGACAGGUAUGUGAAGAUGAAAGAAAAACAAGCAGAAGAUGAGAAGGCCGAGUCGAGUACAUUCUCCAUUGCCAAGUGCAUUGCAGCUGUAAACAAAAUCCAAGAAUUCACCCGUCAAGAGAGAGUUAAGGCUUCAAAAGUCUUCAAAAGUCUUGAGACCUUCCUCACUUGGGUCACUGAAGACGAGGAGUCAGCUAUCAUGUGGCUCCGGGGUGAGCUGCAAGAGUUGACUUGA
Molecule: messenger RNA, 1067 nt
Organism: Lolium perenne
Lineage: Eukaryota; Viridiplantae; Streptophyta; Magnoliopsida; Poales; Poaceae
Source: RefSeq, a predicted model, not a curated record